AUGGAGUCGGAUUUCAGUACCCCAAGUCUCGAAGAGCAACCGCUGUUGUCCGCCGCCUCUCCCGAUGGAAUAUCCCUUGAAUCGGACGAUUUCGUCGAAGAUUCCAUCCAUGAACCGACACGUGUACUAGGUCUCACCAGUACCGCAUUUCUCAUAUUCAACCGCGUCAUCGGUACCAGCAUCUUUGCAACACCUAGCGUCAUUCUGCGCGCUUCAGGCAGCGUUGGGCUCUCUUUCAUAUUGUGGCUGCUCGGAGCCACAGUCGCGGCUUGCGGAACUGCAGUCUUCGUUGAGCUUGGAACCGGUCUUCCUAAAAGUGGAGGGGAGAAGAACUACCUAGAAUUUAUGUAUCGCAGGCCACGAUUUCUUGCCACUUGUGUUUACGCCGCAUAUGCAGUCCUUAUCGGCUGGGAGGUGGCUAAUUCUAGUGUAUUUGGAGAAUAUGCUCUGCACGCUAUUUAUCCUACACAAACGCCUUCAUCUGUCGCUACCCGUCUUGUGGGCGUCUCAUGCGUAACAUUUGCACUCUUGUUGCAUGGAAUCCGCCCACACUGGGGCAUCCAUCUGCAAAAUACGCUCGGCGUGCUAAAAAUCUUUGCUCUGAGCGCGAUCGCCCUGAGCGGUCUGGCUGCUGCAGCUCGUAUUUCCGGAUUCGAGGUUGACAAUCCUAUGCAGAACUUUGAAUGGCACAGGAUGUGGGAGGGGAGCGCGAGAGGCGGCAUGAGCGCGUUCGUAACAGGACUGUUCACAGUUGUUUGGUCAUUCGUCGGCUACUCUAAUGCAAACUACGCGCUGUCAGAGGUACGUGACCCUGUGCGAACGAUCAGCAGGACCGCUCCACUUGCAAUGUUCUGCGUCACUGUUGCCUAUGUGCUCGCGAACUUUGCGUAUUUCGCGGUGGUCACAAAGGAGGAAGUGUUAGGCAGCGGUCGGAUUAUUGCCGCCACUUUCUUCGGCAAGCUCUGGGGCGUUGGCGCCGAACAGUUCGUGAGCAUGAUAGUCGCAAUGUCAACGAUGGCGAAUGUUUUAACUGUGCUCUUCACUCAAGGACGAGUGAUUCAAGAGCUCGGAAGGGAAGGCAUUCUGCCACUGUCCUCGCUUUUCGCCAGCAACAAGCCCUUCGGUGCUCCCCUGUCAGGACUAGCCUCGCAAUGGCUUCUGACCUGCAUUCUCCUCCUGACCGUUCCACCUGGAGACACGUACCUUCUGAUGAUAAACAUGAUCACGUACCCGCUCUCUCUCAUCAAUGUAUUCGUCUCCGCCGGUCUUCUCUUGCUGCAUGCCCCUCCCGCGAUCCGUCCAAGGCUCCACUGGCACCAAGAUGACGCGGAUCCUGUUUGGAGCCCCCCGUUCCGCGCCUGGACGCCAAUAGUGGGGUUCUUCUUUCUGUCCAAUGUCUUCCUCGUAUUCGCACCGCUGGUUCCUCCGGCGCCUGGAUUCAAUACUUACGAGAAGUUGCCGUAUUGGACGCAUGUCGUUGCUUCGUCGUCGAUCUCUCUUUUCGGAGUCGUUUAUUGGUAUAUGUACUGCAUAUGGCUCCCGCGCCGUGGUGGAUACAAGCUCGUCAGGGAGUGGGUGCGAGAGAACGGUGUUCCCAGAAAAGUCAUCAAGAAAGUCAAGAUGAUUGAGCUAUAGAAAGAUCGGGGAUGUAUUGGGAAUGAAGAUGAGCUUGGAUAACAAUUUCACGCUGAAGCAAAAUUCACCGCAGAUCACGCUCUUGACACGAGCGGGCAUAGUUGGUAUCCUUCUCGUCUCACGAUCGACCGAUAUCCAAUGUAAACGUUGUAUUCAUUCCGACGACACCAACGUCCCGACCUUCGUACGUACAAGAUGCUUUGCGAAACGCAGAUGAGACCAGCUAAGAUGCAAACGCAUGUAUCUCUACAAUCCAAGAAAGGGCCACGGACGUGAGAAGUGUAUAAAUAAUUGGCACACAACGGAUAAUGAAGUGGUGAGAUCGACUCGACAAAAUGUGAUACAAAAUCGAAACGGGGCAACCCACAAGACUGGUGGACUAUCCGCGCAAGAGAAUGAAGAGGGAAA
Molecule: messenger RNA, 2043 nt
Organism: Laetiporus sulphureus 93-53
Lineage: Eukaryota; Fungi; Basidiomycota; Agaricomycetes; Polyporales; Laetiporaceae
Product: amino acid transporter
Exons: 12
Coding region: 1-1635 (544 amino acids)
Biological process (GO): amino acid transmembrane transport
Cellular component (GO): membrane
Molecular function (GO): L-amino acid transmembrane transporter activity
Source: RefSeq, a predicted model, not a curated record